Rhodamnia argentea is the source of this 1107-nucleotide messenger RNA. Its product is annotated as F-box/kelch-repeat protein At3g23880-like. Gene Ontology annotation, molecular function: protein binding. The record is from RefSeq and is a predicted model, not a curated record. NCBI's taxonomy places the organism in Eukaryota, Viridiplantae, Streptophyta, Magnoliopsida, Myrtales, Myrtaceae. The transcript has a single exon. Bases 1 to 1107 code for a protein of 368 amino acids.
AUGGCAAGUCUUCCGGUUGACGUUCUAAUGGAGAUUUUCUUGUGGCUCUCUGCAAAAACUUUGGUCCGAUUUAGAUGUGUAUGUAAAUCUUGGAAUUCUCUUCUCAUAAGCCCCUUUUUCAUCAAAGCUUAUCUUGAGAGAUCGAUCAAAUUGCACAAAUUUUAUCUUCUUAAGGACGACUUCAACUUUUCGCGAAUACAGAUCCACGAUUGUCACAAAAGUGAACUAUCGGAUCUGGACACUUCAUUUGUGGAAGAUGGCCAACAAUUCAAAUUAGUUGGUUCUUGCAACGGGGUCGUUUGUUUGUCCAAUUUUGGCCAUGGGUACACUCGCCACUCAAAGAUCUAUCUAUGGAACCCGUCAACGGGUGAAAACAGAGCCCUUCCGCAAGCCAACUCGCAUGUGUGCAACGUGGUUGGAUUCGGGUUCGAUCCCUCAAGUGGUCAUCUAGAUGAUUUUAAAGUGGUCAGCCUGAGUAUAUAUUUUGAAGGACCUUCGGACCACACCUCCCAAGUGGAGGUUUAUUAUGGUUUUAGAAGAAAUUGUUGGAAACAAGUCGGCGACAUUUUCCCUGCAUCGUUUGCGCAUUGCUUGCACCAUCAAGUUAUCUUGGAGAAUUUCAUCUGUUGGUGCCCUUUUCAUCCCCUCAACGAUGAGUCAUCGUUGAUCCUAUUUGACGUAGUUAAAGAUGUUUUCCAAAGAAUAGCAGUUCCAGAUGUACUGCCUCUUGCACAGAAAUAUAUCAACUUACUGGAUGGAUGCUUGUCUCUGAUAGCAUACAACUCACUAACCCAACUGUUUGACGUAUGGCUAAUGAAAGAGUUUGGCGCCUGCGAAUCUUGGACCAAGUUGUACACAAUUGGAGCGCCUGCGGACGGAUCUUUGGGUUAUUGGCCAGUGGGGUCUGCGAAUUCUGGAGAAAUUCUAUUCUCAAAGGCACUUGAAAGCGGUAUAGCGAAGAGACAUUGGGUUCUGCUUCUAUACAACGUGGGAAGUGAAGAGUUUGAGGAAUUUGGAGUCGAACUUGAUUCUUGCUUCAACGUUCGAGUGGUUCCUUUUAUAGAGAGUUUGAUUUCUCUCUCGUCCACAAACAAUGUUGAGCAUUAG